GCAGGAAUGGGCGUGACUACAGUUAGCACAUAUUUUAGAAAUGGUUGCAAGGAUUUGGUGAUAAAGUCUUUACCAGACGUAGCUAAAGCUAAACACCUAGCGUGCAAACUCCUGGAGAAAAUGGCCAACGAGUGUGUCAGUCUGUACGGGGCAAACGUCUCGGAUUGGCGGAUUGAAACCGGAUGCACUCUGACCACGCCCCCUUUAACCACGCCCAAGACAGCCACACCCACGCUUAUUAGUAACACCAUAAAAGCUUUGUCUACCGCUAAACCAAGUGUGCCUCAGUCGCCCAGGCUUCCGCCGCCCUGUGACUUUGACAGCGGUGCACAGUUAUGUGGGUGGUCGCAGGACGAGAGAGAAAGCCAGAAAUGGAUUCUUAACUCUGGACCCACGCCGUCAAUACUCACAGGACCCUACGGAGACGCCAGUUCCAACGGAAGUGGUAGGUACAUCUACGCUGCAGCAUCGUGGUUUUUACAUCGAGCCAGGCUGCUUUCUCCGGAAAUCACCAUCCAUCGGCCAUCUUUUUUCUGCCUUAGUUUUCACUACCACAUGUAUAAUUGGAAUCUUCCGGUUUCGCCGAUAGGUGGCUCUGCUGGCGUUAAUGGCAAUGGGGUAUUGAUUGUUGGAAGGUUGUCCAGCGGCAAGUAUACACCACUUGGAGCUGUGAAGGGAAACCGUAACGAAUGGCUUCGGGCUCAGUUCUCGCUCGACUUCCUGUUCAGUCCCAUGACAUUUCGGUUUUAUAUAGAAACAACGACCGGUGUGCUAUACCCCUAUAAUGUAGCUGUGGAUAAUUUGGAGGUCCGAGAAGGAGCCUGCAAGUGGAAAUGA
Lingula anatina is the source of this 837-nucleotide messenger RNA. RefSeq names its product MAM and LDL-receptor class A domain-containing protein 1-like. Gene Ontology annotation, cellular component: membrane. NCBI's taxonomy places the organism in Eukaryota, Metazoa, Brachiopoda, Lingulata, Lingulida, Lingulidae. The record is from RefSeq and is a predicted model, not a curated record.